Thermothelomyces thermophilus ATCC 42464 is the source of this 420-nucleotide messenger RNA. RefSeq lists its product as uncharacterized. The transcript has a single exon. The record is from RefSeq and is a predicted model, not a curated record. Bases 1 to 420 code for a protein of 139 amino acids. Lineage: Eukaryota; Fungi; Ascomycota; Sordariomycetes; Sordariales; Chaetomiaceae.
AUGGGGCGAGCGAGGGCCAACAAGCCCUAUCUCGAGGAGCGCAGGAGCGCCGUUUGUGCCGAACAGGAGUACGUUGCUCGCUCAGCAGCCGCCUCGGCCGCCUCCCCACCUCCCUUCACAAUCCCAACACCAUCCACAUCCGUUUCCACAAGCGCUUGCCAACGCGCUCUCCUACUCGCACCUGCCCCCGAGCUCCUAUGCCGAUACGUCUACGCUGAACCCCCGGCGAGGCUGAGAAGGACAGAUUCGGAGCUCCAGCUCCCUACAAGCUCCUAUAGCCUGAUUACGCCUACGCCAUUGCCACCGACCACCAGCGCCGUCCCACCGCCACCUCUUCCUGCUGCUUCCUUUGUUAUCCCGCCCUCACCGUACGUCGCGCCGCCUACUGCUAAAUGGGCGACUACCACCGCUGCGAUUUAA